AUUUUGUUUACCAAUCAAAAGUUGCAAAAAGUAGACCGCCACAUAGAAUGGUCUUUUUUGUGAGACGUUUAAAGCAAAAUUUAAAAAGUUUUUUAAGAAUCCAACAUUUUUCAAGCAAAAUGUCAGACAAUAAAGCUCAAUUACUGUUGGAAAGAGCGAAAAAUGUCGUGCCAGUACUCAGCGAUGAGCGACACAAAGGUCAAUAUGGCAGAAUUGGAGUUUUUGGAGGCUCCAUGGAGUAUACGGGAGCUCCUUAUUUAGCCGCUAUUAGUGCAUUAAAAACGGGCGCUGAUCUCGUUCAUGUGUUUUGUCCUCAACAAGCAGCUCAAGUAAUUAAAAGUUAUUCGCCCGAAUUGAUAGUGCAUCCCGUGAUGGAUUCGCCGCAUGCAUUAGCCCAAAUCGAGCCAUGGUUAGAACGACUUCAUGUUUGCGUCAUUGGACCCGGCUUGGGACGUGAUCAAAAAAUUUUACGAACAAUUUCUGAGCUGAUUCGCAUUUGUCGUCAACUACAAAAGCCUCUGAUUGUCGAUGCUGACGGUUUAUUUCUUCUUACGCAGGAUAUUUCGCUCGUUGCUGAAUACCAAGGAUGCAUUUUGACCCCAAACGCGAUUGAAUUUUCGCGAUUAUUUGGAAACUCUCCGAAUAAAUUGCAUUCGGUGAUCGAAAAAUUAGGAUCUGGCGUCACGGUGUUGGAAAAAGGACCGAAAGAUAUUAUUUACGAUACGACGCUAAAUAAUAAAUUUGAAUGUGCGGCAGGAGGUUCGGGACGUCGAUGCGGCGGACAAGGAGAUUUACUUGCGGGCGUUUUGUCAACUUUUUAUUUUUGGGCGAUUGAUGCGAAAGAUCCUGCUCCGGCGGAUGUUGCGUGUUUUGCUGCUUCGAUGCUCGCAAAGACUUGUAAUGAAUUGGCAUUUCGCAAAAAAGGGCGAAGUAUGACAACUUCCGAUAUGGUUGAAGAAAUUCAUAAUGCGUUUGAAACUCAUUUUGAACAUGAAAAUAACUGAAAAUAAAUAAAAAAAUAUUUUUUAUUGGUUUUAGAAAAAAGUUUGGGUAUGAAAUGAAAUAAUUUUUUAUUAAUUUGUUGGUCUUUUUCACCAAAAAUAAAAUAUUUUUUAAUUAUUAUUGGGCUUAAAAGGAUUCUAAAUAAAAUUUUUUAUAUUUUUUAAAUAUUUUUUCUUAAACUUUUUAAAUAAAUGAAUAAUUUUAAAAUUUUAAUUUUAAAUUUUUCUUAAAAUUUCUUAAAUAUUUUUCUUGAGGAAUUUUUAUAAAAUUUUAUCAAUUUUCGUU
Messenger RNA from Culicoides brevitarsis, 1287 nucleotides. RefSeq names its product ATP-dependent (S)-NAD(P)H-hydrate dehydratase (gene Naxd). Lineage: Eukaryota; Metazoa; Arthropoda; Insecta; Diptera; Ceratopogonidae. The record is from RefSeq and is a predicted model, not a curated record. The transcript has 3 exons. Bases 48 to 1004 code for a protein of 318 amino acids. Gene Ontology annotation, biological process: metabolite repair. Gene Ontology annotation, molecular function: ATP-dependent NAD(P)H-hydrate dehydratase activity.